Molecule: messenger RNA, 294 nt
Organism: Budorcas taxicolor (takin)
Lineage: Eukaryota; Metazoa; Chordata; Mammalia; Artiodactyla; Bovidae
Gene: SPATA45
Product: spermatogenesis associated 45
Exons: 2
Coding region: 1-294 (97 amino acids)
Source: RefSeq, a predicted model, not a curated record
AUGCUAUCUGUAAACAGAAACCGUGAAAUAAUUAAAAAACUUAAAAUAGACAAACGUCUCCUGGAGGAGAUAAACGAAAGGCGAGAAUCCAACUGCCUGGUGGAAAGAAGCAAUCAAGUCAGCUUAUUGAGAGCUCAAAAGAGGCAUUUCCAUGGUGCCUACAAGUCCCUUACUCACGACCAGGUCAAAAAACCUGUUCCCGACAGUGACAGGAGCUCCUGGGUCAAACUGAGCCUCUUCGUUCACAAGGAGAAAAGGCACUUUCCACCAAAAAAUAAUGCCAUAUUUGGAUAG